UUGGUUCCGACCAUGAUUACUUAAAGCCAGGAUUCUUCUUCCUGACACGUUAUUGUUGCAUCAGCAUCCAGCAGAGUCGCAAUGUCCACCUCAGGAGAGCAAGCCUUUGAAUAUGGCUUCUUGCUCCAAAUAAAAGAGGAUGCCGCACUGGCAGUGGCACUGAAUGACUACCUAACCACUCGCAGCUACCUGGCUGGUUUCAGCCCUUCACAGGCUGACCAGAAAGCAUUUAAGCGUCUCCACAGGCCCCCAGACCCACAACAUGUCCACGCUCUGCGUUGGUACAGACACAUAACAUCCCUGCAGCAGGACCUGAGCCCAGACAGCAGCAGGAAAGGAAAGAGAGUGCAGCCUCAGUGGUCUCCGCCAUCUGGGACAGAUGUUCCUCAGCUUCGACUCUACAAUAGUCUCACCAGAGCAAAGGAGCUAUUUGUUCCUCAGAAUGGAAACAAGGUCACCUGGUACAGCUGCGGGCCGACAGUGUAUGACGCCUCCCACAUGGGACAUGCCAGAUCAUACAUCUCUUUUGAUAUCCUACGAAGGGUAUUGAAGGACUACUUCAAGUAUGAUGUUUAUUACUGCAUGAACAUCACAGACAUAGAUGACAAAAUCAUCAAAAGGGCACGGCAGAACUAUCUAAUGGAACAGUACAAGGAGAAGCAACCACAGGCUGCUCAAAUAUUGAAGGAUGUGCUGACUGCCCGAGGGCCCUUUCAGGCCCGUUUGGCCACAACUACUGACGCAGAUAAGAAACAGAUGCUGGAAAGGCUCGAUGCCUCCAUCACUGGUGCUCUAAAGCCUCUUCAGGCAGCGUUGGAGAGUAAAGCAGCCGAUGAUGUGGUGCAACCUCUGGCCCAGGCACUACUGGCAAAUUCCAAGGACAUGCUCUCUGACUGGCUGGACAGUCAGUUUGGAAGUGAAGUCACGGACAACUCAAUCUUCGCAAUUCUGCCUAACUUUUGGGAGGGAGAGUACCAUAAAGACAUGAACGCCUUGAACGUUCUUCCUCCUGAUGUCCUUACUCGCGUCAGUGAAUAUGUGCCAGAAAUUGUGGAGUUUGUGAAGAAGAUUGUCUCAAAUGGCUAUGGGUAUGAAUCGAAUAGCUCUGUUUACUUCAACACUGCAAAGUUUGAUGCCAGUCCACAGCACUCGUAUGCCAAACUUGUGCCAGAGGCAGUUGGAGAUCAGAAGGCUUUACAAGAGGGAGAAGGUGACCUGAGCAUUUCUGCGGACCAAUUAAUUGAGAAAAGGUCACCUAAUGACUUUGCCUUGUGGAAAGCAUCCAAGCCCGGAGAGCCUUCAUGGGACUCUCCUUGGGGAAAGGGAAGACCUGGAUGGCAUAUUGAGUGCUCGGCCAUGGCUGGCUCCAUGCUGGGGGAGUCUAUGGACAUUCAUGGUGGUGGCUUUGAUCUCAGAUUCCCCCAUCAUGACAAUGAGCUGGCUCAGUCUGAGGCUUUCUUUGAGAAUGAUCACUGGGUCCGUUACUUCUUGCACACUGGUCACCUGACAAUUGCAGGGUGCAAAAUGUCAAAAUCUCUGAAGAAUUUUAUCACCAUCAAGGAGGCCUUGGCAAAAAAUACAGCCCGACAGCUUCGUCUAGCUUUCUUGAUGCAUUCAUGGAAAGACACCUUGGAUUACUCCCCCAACACUAUGGAGUUAGUUGUCCAGUUCGAGAAGUUCCUGAAUGAGUUCUUCUUAAAUGUGAAGGACAUUAUGCGUGCACCUACAGACAUCACUGGGCAGUUUGAAAAGUGGGAUGAAGCAGAGGUGGCGCUUAACAAAAGCUUUUUCGACAGGAAGUCAGCCGUCCACGAGGCUCUGUGUGACAACAUUGACACCCGCACAGCCAUGGAGGAGAUGAGGCAGUUGGUUAGCCACAGCAACAGCUACAUCGCGAGCAAGAAAAGUGCUAAGCUGGGACCCAACCGCAUGCUAAUGGAAAGUAUCGCCAUAUAUCUCACCCAAAUGCUCAAGACAUUUGGUGCAAUUGAAGGAUCAGAGCCCAUUGGCUUCCCAGUUGGAGGAGAAGGACAGAAUGUUGACCUGGAGAGCACUGUGAUGCCUUACCUUUCAGUACUCUCGAAGUUCCGAGAGCAAGUCCGAACAAUCGCCAGAGAGCAGAAGGUCAUGGAGUUGCUGCAGCUUUGUGAUGAUGUCCGUGAUGUAACAUUACCGGAGCUUGGUGUCCGACUUGAAGAUCAUGAAGGACUGCCAACUGUGGUGAAACUGGUGGACAAGGAGAUUUUACUGAAAGAAAGGGAAGAGAAGGUCAAGCUGGAGGAAGAGAAGCAGAAAAAGAAAGAGGAGGCUGCCAGGAAGAAAGAAGAACUGGAGAUGGCAAAGCUGGCUAAAAUGAAGAUCCCUCCAUUUGAGAUGUUCCUCGCAGAGACAGACAAAUAUUCCAAAUUUGAUAAAACGGGUUUCCCCACUCAUGAUGCUGAAGGGAAGGAACUCAGCAAAGGUCAAGAAAAGAAGCUGCGCAAGCUUUUUGAAAACCAAGAGAAGAUACAUAAAGAGUAUCUUUUGAGCAAAGGCGUGCAGUCAGUGGUGGAAAAAAAAUAAUUGAAUUAAUAUUGUUCAAAAAUUCGAUUCAAUGGUCUGUGUUUAGUUUUUUUUUUUUUCCAAUAAUGUGUCUUGUUUCACAGUCAAAACUGCUGCAUUUGUGUAUACCAUGACUUAAACUCUCGAUAUUGGUCUACCAUUUGAAAAUUGCCUUCAAAUCAAAUCAAAAAGUGAAUUUUUAAUGUCGGUCUCCUAAAUUCACGGCAAAUACAUCACUCUGUUUAGCUCCUAAAUGUGUACAUUUGACUUUGCCAAUGCCUUACCGUGAACCUCAACACACAGCACGCCAUUGCUUAAAAGCCCCAAACUGACAAGACUGCAGACUAACAACAGGGUAAAGGCCUGACAUAAUUGAGCCACCUUAACAAAUGCAACAGUGGGGGCGGGGGGAUCCUCUCUGCUUCUAAGAUCUCACAGUGAACACAUUUUGUGUGCUUUGCUCAAAGGUCCUGCAGGCAUUUGUUGCCUAUACCCACAACCUUCGAUCAAACAAAUGCUAUAUUCGGUGACAGUAUUAGCCACUUUUUCACAGCGUUCCUGAAACUCAGGCCCAUCCAGAUUCAGAAAGCCAAACCCCAAAAAAGAAGCCAGCGGUCAGUCACAUUUAUUCGGUGUAGCCCUAAAAAUCACUCAAAAUUGAAUGUGUUGCGAUUAUAACUCCCAAUUGAAUAUUCAGUUCCGAAUAUCAGAAUACAUGUGAAGGAUUCCAAAUGUAAAGGCAAGGCUAAGAUACUUGUAGUAGCUUCACAAAUUAUGGAACCAUAUGAAGACUUUUUAAUAUGCAAAGACAGAUGCCCACAGUACAUAUAGGGUGUCUAAAUGAUUUGAUGAAGUAGUUCUAAAUUACUUAUUGUGUUUUUGGACAUAGUAUUCUAGUUAUAUUGAUGUACGUUAUAUUCAGUCUUUGUCACAACCUUAUCAUGUUUACUUAUUAGUCAUGUCCCAUUUACUUCCUUGCUCAUACAGAAUUCAUUGUGGAAGACUAGUAUCUGUCUGUCGACAAAUACAGAUGUGAUGAAAUGUCUUCAAAUAAAAACUGCAAUCUUUUU
Hippocampus comes (tiger tail seahorse) is the source of this 3611-nucleotide messenger RNA. It is a transcript of the gene cars1, whose product is annotated as cysteinyl-tRNA synthetase 1. Lineage: Eukaryota; Metazoa; Chordata; Actinopteri; Syngnathiformes; Syngnathidae. Gene Ontology annotation, cellular component: cytoplasm. The transcript has 23 exons. Gene Ontology annotation, biological process: cysteinyl-tRNA aminoacylation. Bases 82 to 2562 code for a protein of 826 amino acids. Gene Ontology annotation, molecular function: ATP binding; cysteine-tRNA ligase activity. The record is from RefSeq and is a predicted model, not a curated record.